This is a messenger RNA of Closterium sp. Yama58-4, 1623 nucleotides long. The record is from the annotation of a GenBank genome assembly. Lineage: Eukaryota; Viridiplantae; Streptophyta; Zygnematophyceae; Desmidiales; Closteriaceae.
AUGGCGGGCGCGCCGGCUCCGCCGGUAUCGUCGACGAAAGCGGAGGCGUUCGCGAGUCUGUCAAUUCUGUUACAAAUCGCCAUGCUCAUGGUCGCAUUCGUCGUCGGACACAUCCUGCGACGUCGCAAGGUGUACUACAUCCACGAGGGCAGCGCCGCGCUGCUCAUCGGCCUCGUGGUGGGGUCCGUGGGCAACUGGCGAGGCACUCAGGAGAGCUUCAGAAGCCACUCCUUAACAACUUUGAAUCCAUGGUCCUGCGCUGUCAUCAUUCAUGUCGGCUCGCGGUUGUCUCACUCACCCUCCCUCUUCCCUAUUCAGAAGCCGUUUUUCAACAACUUUGGAGCCAUAGUCACAUUUUCAUGCCUUGGCACGUUCCUCUCAGCCAUUGUCACAGGCAUUCUCGUCUACGUGGGCGGAUUCCUAUUCCUCAUGUACAAGCUCUCCUUCCUCGAAGCACUCAUCUUCGGUUCCCUCAUCUCCUCCACCGACCCGGUUGCUGUGCUCGCGAUCUUCCAGGACGUGGGAGUGGACACAAAUCUCUAUGCGCUUGUGUUCGGCGAGUCGGUUCUCAACGAUGCGGUGGCCAUUACCAUGUACAGGACUGUGAUGACUAUCAUACGCAACCCUGCAGCAGACCCGAGCAUAUCUGCUGCCUUCCAGUACGCCGCCAUAACCUUUGCUGGCUCCACCUCUAUCGGAGUAGCUGUGGCGCUCUUUUCUGCUCUCAUAUCCUCCCAAACGCCCUUCACCUCUUCCUUUGCCAGCCUCCGCCCCGCACUGCACCUCUUCCUUCACAAAUCUCCCUUACCUCUGUUACGUUGCUGCUUUUCCACAUUCUUUGUUGCUGUACUUCACCUCUUCAAAUAUGCCGGCCUCUCCGUGAAGAAUUUACACAACCUCGAGUGCUGCCUCAUCGUUCUCUUCCCCUACAUAUCCUAUCUGGUGGCGGAGGGCCUUGCUCUAUCAGGCAUCGUAGCCAUUCUCUUCUGUGGAGUUCUCAUGAAGCGAUACACCUUCCCCAACCUCUCAGAGGUGGCUCAGGUCCUCUCCGCUGGCUUCUUCCAGCUCAUUGCAUCCAUCGCUGAGACUUUCACCUUCAUCUACAUGGGAACGGAGAUUGCUCUGGGGGAGCACCAGCGGUGGGGGCACAUCAGCUUCAUCUUCUUCUCCAUCAUCAUCAUAGGCGUAGCAAGGGCCGCCAAUGUGUUCCCCUGCGCACAUCUCAUCAACCUCUUCCGCCCGCCCUCCAAGCAAAUACCCGACAGCCACCAGAAGGCACUCUGGUUCAGCGGCUUGCGAGGAGCCAUGGCGUUUGGGUUGGCCCUGCAAGCAACACACGACCUACCCAACCACAGCCACGGGAGGGCGAUUUUCACCACCACCACUGCGAUUGUCAUGCUCACUGUGAUUCUGCUGGGCGGCAGCACGUCCACUGUGUUGGAGCGGCUGCAUGUGACUGGGGACAGAUACAGCCAGCUGAGACAGCCUGACGACACAUCGGAUGACGAAGAAGAGGAGGCGAGUGCUAUGACGCAUGGACUCAUACACUCACAUGGGGACACGCUUGACAGCAGCACACGCGAAGAGGCCCCCGUUUCUGCAGCAGCAUUUGGAUCCAAAUGA